UUGACCUUUCUGGUUUCACCAGCAGUAUUUAACUGGUGUAAAGGAAACACACUUGCAAAGUGUCUCCUGUUGACAUGACAGAUUCUCCUGGUAGUUCACACAAUGUUCAUAAGGCCCAAGUCUCUUCCUUCAGAAAGCAAGAGGGAAUUAUUUUCCCAAGGAGCUACCCGGUCCAUGCUGAAGGAUAACAUGAGAAAUUUUCACUCUUUGUCACAACUUGUACUUUCAGCAGGCCCUCUGAAAUCAACUCCAGCGGUUAAACAUGCAAAAACUUCUCAUUUUGAGAUUGAAAUACUUGAUGCUCAAACAAGAAAACAGAUAUGUAUCGUAGAUAAGGUGAUGCAAACCUCUACUAUUCAUGAUGUUAAACAAAAAUUUCACAAAGAAUAUCCAAAAUGGUACCCUUCCCGAGUCGGCCUGCAGCUAGAAUGUGGUGGACCUUUUUUGAAGGAUUACAUAACCAUUCAAAGUGUUGCUGCUUCCUCUAUUGUCACACUCUAUUUUACAGACCUCGGUCAACAGGUCAGUUGGACUACAGUAUUUUUGGCUGAAUACACAGGACCUCUGUUAAUAUAUCUCCUCUUUUAUUUGAGGAUUCCAUAUAUAUAUGACAUGAAAGAGAGCUCUAGAAGAAUACGCCACUCUGUGGUACACUUGGCAUGCUUUUGUCAUUGUAUACACUAUAUCCGAUAUCUUUUGGAAACUUUAUUUGUUCACAGAGUUUCUGCAGGUCAUACACCUUUGAAAAAUUUGAUAAAGGGCUGUGCCUUUUAUUGGGGAUUCACUUCUUGGAUUGCCUACUACAUUAAUCACCCACGGUAUACACCACCAUCAUUUGGAAACAGGCAAGUCACGGUAUCUGCUAUCAAUUUUCUCAUUUGUGAAGCUGGAAAUCAUUUCAUCAAUGUAGUGCUGGCGCAUCCCAAUCACACAGGGACUAAUGCCUGUUUUCCAAGUCCAAAUUAUAACCCCUUCACAUGGAUGUUUUUCCUGGUUUCAUGUCCUAACUAUACCUAUGAGAUUGGAUCAUGGAUCAGUUUCACAGUUAUGACACAAACCCUGCCAGUUGGAAUUUUUACACUUCUGAUGAGUAUCCAGAUGUCUUUGUGGGCACAAAAGAAACAUAAGAUUUAUCUGAAGAAAUUUAAUUCUUAUAUGCAUAGGAAAUCAGCAAUGAUUCCAUUCAUACUGUAA
This is a messenger RNA of Rhinolophus ferrumequinum (greater horseshoe bat), 1194 nucleotides long. It is a transcript of the gene TECRL, whose product is annotated as trans-2,3-enoyl-CoA reductase like. Lineage: Eukaryota; Metazoa; Chordata; Mammalia; Chiroptera; Rhinolophidae. The record is from RefSeq and is a predicted model, not a curated record. The coding region runs from base 103 to 1194 and encodes 363 amino acids. Gene Ontology annotation, molecular function: oxidoreductase activity, acting on the CH-CH group of donors. The transcript is spliced from 12 exons. Gene Ontology annotation, biological process: very long-chain fatty acid biosynthetic process.